AUGCGGGGCAGAGGUUUUUCUCGUGUCCAUAUUGGAAGGAUGACAAUCGGAUUCUUUUUGUGGGAGAAUGAUGUCAACACAAACAUCAUAGAAAUACUACAAGAGGAAAAUGCACAACAGAAAGAACAAUUACUAAGGAUGACGGUUGACAAAGAAAUGUUGAGCUCGGAUAUACAAAGUACGACAUGCACACAUUAUUCUUCUCAACCUGGAUUUCGUUUCGCACCAACUGACCAGGAAUUGCUAUUAUACUACCUCAAAGGGAAGGUAAUGGGUAAGUCUCUAGGAUACCCUGUAAUUGCAGAGAGAAAAAAAUACAAAAUCGGUGAUAAAACUAAUAGGUUAAAUGAUUUUGGUUAUUGGAAAUCAAGUGGUAACGAUAGGACAGUGAAAAAUAUUUCAAGCUUCCCGCCCCGUAAGAUAGGUAAAAUUAAGUCUUUGGUCUUCUACAAAGGCAAGGCAGCUAGGGGAGAGCGUACAAGUUGGAUCAUGUACGAGUAUAGACUACAAGACACAAAACUUUUCGAUUUAAACGUGCUGAAAGAUUCAUAUGUCAUCUACAAAUUGUUUGAGAGCAAUACUUUGGGACCUAAAAUUGGGAAAAAAAACCAGGGAUUCGUUUAG
Spinacia oleracea (spinach) is the source of this 624-nucleotide messenger RNA. RefSeq names its product NAC domain-containing protein 78-like. The transcript has 4 exons. Bases 1 to 624 code for a protein of 207 amino acids. Gene Ontology annotation, biological process: regulation of DNA-templated transcription. Gene Ontology annotation, molecular function: DNA binding. Lineage: Eukaryota; Viridiplantae; Streptophyta; Magnoliopsida; Caryophyllales; Amaranthaceae. The record is from RefSeq and is a predicted model, not a curated record.